Bipolaris victoriae FI3 is the source of this 2487-nucleotide messenger RNA. RefSeq lists its product as hypothetical. The transcript has 4 exons. The coding region runs from base 1 to 2487 and encodes 828 amino acids. NCBI's taxonomy places the organism in Eukaryota, Fungi, Ascomycota, Dothideomycetes, Pleosporales, Pleosporaceae. Gene Ontology annotation, biological process: transmembrane transport; fungal-type cell wall biogenesis. The record is from RefSeq and is a predicted model, not a curated record.
AUGCGCAUACAACAGAACACCACCUUUCUGCUACCAAUCUACCUACUACUCCCGCUAUUUAGCGACUUCACCAUUGCCAAACCGAUCGAAUAUGUCCGCGCAACAAUCAACGGCAUCCGCAGCCUCGUCCGAGACGACCGCCAGCCAUCCCUCUACACAACCGACUACACAGACUGCCUCAGCAACAGCGCCAUAAACAUCACUCGCUUCGACGCAGCGUACUACAAAGACAACAUGACGAUCAUGUUCCAUCUACGCGGCGAGACGACACUACAAGACCACGUCAUGCUCAACAUUGCCGUCUUCGCAUACGGCGAGCCUCGUUUCUCACUCACCUUCAACCCGUGUGACGCGAAUAUCUGGAGCGCGUGUCCCGUUCGACCGGGAACUCCCAUCGAAGCCGCGGGUAUGAUACUGAUUAGCCCGGCCGAUGUAGCAGGGAUCCCGGAGGUGGCACUGGGUAUUCCGGACUUCGAGGGCCAGGCUGUUCUCCGGGUGUUUGCGAAUAAGACGGAAAGCGAGGUUGGGUUGUUUGCAGCGGGGAUUACGAAUGGGUGGACGUUUCGACGGCAGUACUGCGUUGGGACUGUUGUAGCUGUUUUCACGCUUGUAGCGAUUGCGGCGUCGUUUGCCACUGCUGCGUGUGGCGAUGAUGUGCUCGGUAUGCGGAGUCAUUAUGCGCAUUCCAUGUCGGUUUCUGUUGUGUUUUCCGUGUGGCAGUAUGUUUUCUACAGCGGGGCGCUUGAGAUGGAUUGGCCGAGUGUUCUGGUGGCUUUUUGGAGCAAUUAUGCUUGGGUGGGGGGAAUGAUAUACUAUGAGCCAAUGCAGAGUAUGAUUGAUAGGUUUGUCAGUGUGAAAGAGGGGAAUGGGGUACGGAAUCAUGUUGCUGGUGCGGCUCAAAACGAUCCGUAUAUUGGAGGAGUCUAUAUUCAUCGGAUAUAUGGACGAGAUACUCUACCUACCGAGCUCGGUUUCCAGAACACUGUCAACAAGCGUUACCUAACCGAUAUUAACGGCGGAUUCAAGUACUCCGGAAAGCAAGUCAAGCCUGAAUUACCACUUCCGGGCGACUACUCUGGGUUUGCAGGCACACUUGCGACGCAGCGAAUUCCAGUCCGCAAUGCCUUUCUGACCGAGCUCCUCUGGCUUCUGUUCUUAUCCGCAUGCGCCAUUAUCUCAAUUCUCUCUCUGAAAGCAAUCGUCGAGAUAUCGGUCAGUCUCCGCAUUAUACGCCAGAAUCGCCUCAAGUACUUUCGCCGUCACUAUCUUGCCUACAUUGUUGUAACAAUACUGCGCACCAUCUUCAUCAGCUUUUUCACGAUAAGUUUCCUCUGCAUAUACCAGUUUUCCUUGCCAGCGUCACCGGGAACCGUCGCUGUCACCUGCAUAGUCUUUGUAACUAUGGUGCUUGGACUCGGUAGCGUUGCUGCGUACGCUUGCUUCUCCAGGUUGCGUCUCAGAGGAUAUGUUUUCGAGCGAGACCAGAUCAACGAAUCGAAGCAUCAAAUAACUAAGGUGAUACCGUGGUGCAGCAUCUCGAUUCCGUGGUGGAGGAUACAUGCCACGACGGACUUGCCAUCGAUUCAUUCCGAUGAAGCGUAUACAGCAAGGUUUGGAUGGCUUGUAUCUCGCUAUCGAAAAAGUCGAUGGUGGUUCUUUGCCGUCUGGCUACUCUACGAGUUCUUCCGAGCUGGGUUUCUCGCUGGGGCUUCCAGUCAGCCUACUGUGCAGGUCUUUGGUCUACUGGCAAUCGAGACCAUUGCGUUCGUUACGUUUAUUCUCCUCCGGCCGUUUGAAGGACAACGUCUAAAUGUAAUAGCGAUAUAUCUCCUCGGCUUCAGCAAGGUUACUACAGCCGCGCUUUCUGCAGCGUUUGAUCCGCGCUUCAGUAUCGCCCGCAUUUCCGCGACAGUGAUUGGGAUCGUCAUCAUUGUUAUCCAGGGCCUUUUGACUAUUGCAGUCAUGAUACUCAUCUUCAUUGGCGCUGUUUCGAGCUACAUGUCGAUGUCACGAGACCGUACAGAAAUGAAGCCAAAGAUAAAGCAAGUAAAGCGUGUGGCCAAGAUCGAAGACGAAGACACCGAAUUCAUGGAGGAGAUCUCCCAGAUCCCUUACCCAUCCCCUCCAUUAUUAUCUCCAGAUCGCACUUUAGUCUCAGAUUCGCCGAGAUCUCUGCUACAGCGCAGCAGAACAGGCAGCUUCCAAUCACAAGCCUCAUACUCGAGCUUACUACCACGAGCAGCUCGCUUACAUCGUGCAAACUGGAGUGGGAACGACCUUAAUGACGCAACAGAAUCUAGACGCCACAGGGCUAUGAGUGAUACUAGACUUGCUCCCCGAUCAAGUGCAAGGCAUGUAGAGAAGCUCGAGGGAAAGCCAAGUCCCUGUGGGGCUUCGAUCAAGCGAUCGGAUACUCCCGCGCUCCUGUUGUAUUGGUAUGCAGACGGGGGUGGAAUGGAGCAUGUGGAGCAUGUGGCGCUGGAUUGA